Trichoderma harzianum CBS 226.95 is the source of this 1371-nucleotide messenger RNA. RefSeq lists its product as hypothetical. Gene Ontology annotation, molecular function: protein tyrosine phosphatase activity. NCBI's taxonomy places the organism in Eukaryota, Fungi, Ascomycota, Sordariomycetes, Hypocreales, Hypocreaceae. The transcript is spliced from 3 exons. The record is from RefSeq and is a predicted model, not a curated record. Bases 1 to 1371 code for a protein of 456 amino acids. Gene Ontology annotation, biological process: protein dephosphorylation.
AUGGAUAAGAUCCCCAAGUUUCGCCGGAAACCCAAACCUCCAGUCAUCGAGACGGCCCUCGAUCGCAAUGCCGCCGUCGCAUCGGAAAACAUGAGCGUCAAUGAUUCGGUGCAGCGAACGCACCACAAAAUGUCACCAUUCAAGAGCUUGCGACUGCGAGGCCCGUCGAAGCGCGCUAGGGACAGUCCUCCUUCAGACCUCACUCCAACCACGCCGUCAGCCGUCGUGGUGGCCCAGGAUGGCAUCCAGUCGCCGCAGAGGCCUGCGCGACCAGCGAGCGUCAACCAGCCGCCACCAGUUUUGCCAGCCUUCUUGACGCUGUCGCAGCAAGACAUCGACGUCAAGUAUCAGGAACUCACCUGGGCUGAGCGAGUCAGAGUUGCGCAGGGCAUGCGAGACGACAACAUGGGGGAUGCACGAUGGAUCAUCUACAAGCACGCCGAUACGUUCGAGAAGAUGGAUCGCUACAUUAACAUCAAACCCUGGGCUUAUAACCGGGUCAAGCUUCGGGUCCCAGAAACCGAAUUCGACUAUGUCAACGCCUCUGCCAUUACUCUUACGUCCCCGACUGACCCGAACAAGCCGCCGUUGCGUUACCUUGCCAUGCAAGGCCCUACGGUAUCCUCAUUCGACCAUGUCUGGCGCAUGAUUGCUGAACAGUGUCCCUCCCCCGCUGUCAUUGUGCAGCUCACAAACAUGAUUGAGCUUGAUGUGAUCAAGUGUGAUCAAUAUUUCCCCAUGGGCGAUGAACUUCCCACAGGCGGACAGGAUACCGUCUGGGGUGUCAACGACUAUAAUCUGUGGAACGACAACUGGAGGGCAGACCUCACCUUUGUUUCGGUGGAGGAGCUUGCAGGUGGCGCAAUUGAGAAGCGCAAACUUCUCCUUCAUGUCCAAGGGGAGAAAGAACCCCGCGUUGUCUGGCAUUUCCUCUACAGACGCUGGCCCGAUUUUGGUGUACCAACUUCGGAUGACUUGGACAGCUUUCUAGAGCUAAUGAAGCUAUCGCGAUCGUAUUGCGCACCAUCAACCCCACGCAUUAUUCAUUGCAGCGCGGGUGUAGGUCGUACGGGUACAUUCAUCUGUCUUGAACAUUUGAUUAGGGAACUAAACGCAGGAUACCUGGCAAGAUACGAUUUGCCUAUGGAGCGUGCCGAUCUUGUCUUUCAAGCGGUUGAUAGCCUCCGUCAGCAACGCCGCGGCAUGGUCCAAGGCGAAAUCCAAUACCGGUUCAUCUACCAAGUCAUGCGGAAGCUCUGGCAGGACAAGUACGGCACUGUGGACGAGGAAGCCAGCAGCCGUGAACCAGCGGCUAAGAGGCUCGAGGUUGCGAGUCCCUUUGCUGGCAACUUUCGGCCGGCAACAAAUUAG